This is a messenger RNA of Saccoglossus kowalevskii, 963 nucleotides long. Its product is annotated as elongator complex protein 4-like. Gene Ontology annotation, biological process: tRNA wobble uridine modification. NCBI's taxonomy places the organism in Eukaryota, Metazoa, Hemichordata, Enteropneusta, Harrimaniidae. The record is from RefSeq and is a predicted model, not a curated record. Gene Ontology annotation, cellular component: elongator holoenzyme complex; transcription elongation factor complex; cytoplasm.
AUGGCUGCGCCCAUACCUUCCUCGAUGGCGACUAGUUUUCAAAAGAAAAAUCAAGGAAAAUCAACAAAAAUACGCGGAACAAGAUAUUCAUUACAUAACAGCCAGCUACUUAUUUCAUCUGGUGUACCGUCCCUCGAUUAUGUUAUUGGUGGCGGCAUAGCAGUUGGCACUGUUUUUCUUGUUGAGGAAGAUAUGUAUGGUAGUUAUUCUAACUUAUUAGUGAAGUACUUCCUUGCAGAGGGUAUUGUAUCAGGUCAUGAAAUAUUUUUAGCUGCUGCAGACAAAAGACCUGAUUGCACUUUAAAGGAUCUGCCACAUCCACUGGAUGUUGAUCUUGUCAAAUCAGUUUAUGAGGAGAGAGAAGAAAGAGACAGUGGGGAGAAAAUGAAAAUAGCCUGGCGAUAUGAAAGUCUACCAAAACACCAGUCCUCUCAGAGUGGUCUGCAUUUUGGCCAUUAUUAUGACCUAAGUAAAACAAUGAAAGAAGAAUUAGUUACAAGUGUAAAAUGCACAUGCUUUUAUGCACAAGAUAGACAUUUACAGCAAAAUUUAAAAAGUUCCUGUAAUAUGAAUCCAUAUUAUGAAGAAUUACUGCAUUCAAUUCAAAGACAAAUAAUUACAAAUGGAUAUAAUUCACCAUCAACAGACGAUGAAUCUUACAUUCAUCGAAUUGAAAAUCUCACAGAUACCACAGUCAAGCUGGAAUCUUUUGCUGGAUCUGAGAAAGAGAAGUAUCCUGUGUAUAAAGAUUACCAUGGUUUAUUUACAAUACACAAGUUGCCUCGUUUGAAUUCUCUGACAUGUCAUGUGCCAGAUUCAAUGGACUUGGCCUUCAAGUUGAAGAGGAAAAAGCUGACCAUUGAGAAACUACAUUUACCGCCAGAUUUAUCAGAGACAGUCAGUCGAAGUCAGGGUGAAUCAGCAUGUGCAUCAAGUUUAUCAAAAAUAAAAUUAGAUUUUUAA